Messenger RNA from Symbiodinium pilosum, 2403 nucleotides. The record is from the annotation of a GenBank genome assembly. NCBI's taxonomy places the organism in Eukaryota, Dinophyceae, Suessiales, Symbiodiniaceae.
AGCAAAAUCAAGCAUCUGCAAGACAACGGCCCUUUGAGCCACUACCGCUUCUAUGCUGCAAUGCGGACGAAGCUUCUGCGCCAGCAGCACAAGGAUCGAGACCUGGACGAGUUCUUGCAGCACUUUCGUUUCGGGAACUUGAGCGAUGCCGUGCACGACAAGAGCGGCAUGAGCGCCGUGAUGUGCGCUGUUCUGUCAGGGGACAUUGGCAUCUUGCGAUUCUUGGCCGGGAAGCGAGCUGACGUGAAUCACAGACUGCAUGGCAUGAGCGACCUGGGAUAUUACGAUACGCAGACGGCGCUCAUGGCAGCAACAAAGUCGCGGCAGCCUCCAUCUAUGCUUGCAGCGCUUGUGGAGCUUCGUGCGAACGUCAACGCGCGCUCUCGAACAGGUCUACCAGCUCUGUUCAUGUGUCGCUCGCAUGGACACGUGAAAAUGUUAUUGGACAUCCGCGCAGAGCCGUCCGACCUGGCCCUGAGUGGUGCUGCCGCUCUUGCUAACCCGGAGACUGUACAAGAGCUUCUGACGUGUCGCUGUGACCCGCGCAACAUGGAUGAGUUGGAGUUGGGGCCCCUGCAUACGAUCACCCUGGGGUCACGAAGCAAUGGCAGAGCAGCUGAGACCGCAAGUUUGCUAUUGGCGCACCAGGCAGACGUGAAUGCGCGGGCUGCCCCAAAAGGCGAAUAUCUGUGGCAGUGCCGGCUUGCACGCAUGCGAGUGGCUGUCUUCGGCUUCUCCAAUUGCAACAUGAUAACUCGCUAUGGAGCCUCCAUAGGAGGCAUGUCACCUCUUGGCUUUGCGGCAAUGCUCGGCCAUGAGCCGCUCACGAAGCUGUUCCUGGCACAUGGGGCCGAGACUUGUUUCGGCAAAGGUGCGCACAACCACAUUGGAAGCACCGCCCAGGAGAUCUUUCCCAAUGAUCGAGGGGACUCACCCGAAGAUUUGGCACGGUUCCCGCUGUGGGCUGUAAAAGUGUCCGACUUCUUGAAGAUGAAGGGCCCUCCGGAGCCGCAUCACGUGCUGAAAGAGAAGGGUUCAUUGCACCAGUGGUAUCCAGGUAUGUUUGUCAUAUUUGUUUCGCACCAGUGGUUGAGCUCCGUACAUCCUGACCCGGAGGGGCAUCAAGUGGAAGUCCUACGCCGAGCUCUCCAGAGAAUAAUCGACGGUUCGCUGCAGGUCCAUGAGGACAUGGCAUCAAGUUCCGAGGAGAAGAGCGUGUCACGGGAGAUUCGUCGUCAGAUUUCGGAAGGGUACCUUUUCCUGGAUUGGUUCGCAAUCCCACAACUCACUGCGCGAAUGGCGGGGGUGAACGAAGAUACAACCAAGCAGGAUGCAGCUUUGGCUGUCCAGAGUAUUCCAGCCUAUGUGGAGCUGUCCGCCGUGUUCAUCGCUCUUGUACCGGAACUGGUUCACACAGAUUCUGGGCAUCCGGUAAAUUAUGCGAGUUGGCUUUCGAGGGGGUGGUGCAGGGCUGAAUUAUGGUGCCGGCUUCUAUCUAACAGGGAGGACACCAGCAUCAUCGUGAUGUACACUGCCUUGGAAGCCGAGUUCAUGUUUCCCAUGGACUGGCAGCACAACAGCAUCGUGGAGGGUAACUUCACAGUAGAGGCUGAUCGAGCAGAUGUUGUGCGACUAGGUGAAAUGGCGGUGGAGAGCAAAAUCAAGCAUUUGCAAGCAAAUGGCCCUCUGAGCCACUACCGCUUCUAUGCUGCAAUGCAGACAAAGCUUUUGCGCCAGCAGCACAAGGAUCGAGACUUGGACGAGUUCCUUCGGCACUUUGGCUUCCAUAGCUUGAGCGAGGCAGUGCAAGAUAAGAGCGGCAUGAAUGGUGUGAUGUGUGCGGUUUUAUCUGGAAACAUUGAAGUCCUUCGACUGCUGGCUCGUAGGGGGGCCGACAUGAAUCACAGUCUACAGGGCAUGAGCGACCUGGGAUAUUAUGACACACAGACGGUUCUCAUGGCAGCAACAAAGUCGCGGCAAUCCUCAUCCAUGCUCGAAGCGCUGGUGGAGCUUCGCGCGAAUGUCAAUGCCCGAUCUCGAGUCGGGCUACCGGCUCUGUUCCUCUGCCGCUCGCCUGAACAUGUAAAAGUUUUGUUGCAGAUCCGCGCAGAGCUGUCUGACCUGGCACUGACUGGCACGGCCGCGUUCGCAAGCCCAGAGACUGUUCAAGAGCUUCUGACAUGUCGCUGUGACCCGCGCAACAUUGCAGAGUUGGAGAGCGGGCCUCUACAUUUAAUCGCCGUGACCGCGCGAAGCAAUGGCAGAGCAGCUGAGACUGCAAGUUUGCUUUUGGCGCACCGCGCAGACGUGAAUGCCCGGGCUGCCCCGAGAGCCCAUUAUCUGUGGCGGUGCCGCUUCGCACGCAUGCGAGUGGCUGUCUGCGGCUUCUCCAACUGCAGCUGA